Messenger RNA from Anopheles maculipalpis, 1968 nucleotides. RefSeq lists its product as uncharacterized. The transcript has 2 exons. NCBI's taxonomy places the organism in Eukaryota, Metazoa, Arthropoda, Insecta, Diptera, Culicidae. Gene Ontology annotation, cellular component: membrane. Gene Ontology annotation, molecular function: glutamate-gated receptor activity. The coding region runs from base 1 to 1968 and encodes 655 amino acids. The record is from RefSeq and is a predicted model, not a curated record.
AUGAACAUAUUAGUCGGAGUAGUAUUGCUAGUACACCUAUUACAAACUUACCACUGCACACCGGAUGUUGGAAUAAAGCAUUUGCUGGUGCGCGACACAGUGGGCAACCAUUUUUCGGAGGUAAUUGUGAACACUCUCGUUCGGUACUACGUGCAAAACCAUUCGUCCACGCUGCUGAUGCGUCUGUCCACUGUCAACCGGCAGACGUACGACCUACAGUCGGACAUCAUGGACGAAGUGAUGCAACGUACGUCGCACAGUAUCGCGUACGAGUAUCGCUCGGUAUCGUUACACUAUUCGUCCCGUAGACCGCGGAUCUUUAAUCUUGCGUUUAUAGACGGUUACGAUGCAUUCCAGCAGCUGUUCGACUCGCUCGAUCCGGCACAGAACGAUUUUUCCGGCUACUAUCUAAUAGUACUAACUACGCUCGAUACCGUACCGGUGGAGAUGCUCGCCCGCAUGUUUAGCAUACUGUGGACGCUCAAUGUAGUAAAUGUGAAUGUGGUUACGGCCGAUCUGCAGGACCACAGUCAUUGGCAGAGUGUGCUGAUGUACACGUACUACCCCUACACGUCGGACGGUUGUGAGAAGAACCUGCCGUACCUGGUGCAUCGCUUUCGCAAGGGUAGCAAAUGGGUAGACCAAACGAUUGAACUGUUUCCGAGUAAGCUGACCAAUUUUCAUCGCUGCCAGAUCACGGUCGGUACCUUUCAUCUACCACCGUACAUGGUGCUGACGCGCCAGAAUCCGCAACAGCUGAGCUACGGUGGCUUUGAGGGUGACCUUUUGCGUGCGCUUAGCGUGAAGCUUAACUUUACCGUGCGCUUGAUCGAACCGGAAGCUGGUGAGAUGUGGGGCCGGACACCUUCCAGCACGACGCCAUCUGCCAACAUCACGGCGAGUUCGUCCGGGUGCGUUCGGUUGGUACUUACCGAGCGUGUCAAUCUUACGCUGGGCCGGUUUGCGAUUAGUGGCGAUAGGAACCUGGUCAUGAAGAGCAGUCGUAGCUAUUAUACCGUCCGCAUGGUAUUUGCUGUACCGGCCGGCCGUGAGUACACACCGUUCGAGAAGUUGUUUCGUCCGUUCGCUCGCUCUACCUGGGCGAUGGUGAUAUUUUACCUGCUCGUUGGUGUUUGUGUCAUUUGUACGAUUGAAUUCAGGCGACUGGCGAACGUGCGCGCGUUCGUGUAUGGGCGUGGUGUAACGACACCGCUACUAAAUCUACUUAGCGUACUGUUUGGCGGUGCACUACAACGUCUACCUGUACGGAACUUUGCUCGGACGCUGCUACUGCUCUGGAUGUACUAUUGUCUCAUUGUACGCACCUGCUAUCAAGGAUCGCUGUUCGAAUACUUGCAGGAGCGCAAAAACUUCAGCCCACCACAAACGGUCGAUGCACUGGUGGGUGAAAACUAUCGCUUCUAUUCACUGUACGGUUCCGCUCUUUAUCUGCAGCAGAUGCCCUCGAUAAUGUCACGGUACUAUCAUAUCAUCACCUGGCUUGAUGGUGAUGAUGCCUCCACUGAAGAGCAUCUGGUACGCUUAGCAACACAUCAGGCACCAGCCACCGCUCUCUUCACCGAUCUCGAGCGUGUUGCCUACUACAACCGUUUCCGAGCAAGCCAGGGACUCGUAUACAUCGCCAACGUAGUGCUCGUGCGACUGCCGAUCGGUAUGUACUAUCCAAGAAAAUCUUGCCUUGCUAAUCAAUUCGAUCGCGAGCUGGACAGUCUUGUGACGUCCGGGUACGUUAGCUAUCGUUUGGAGCGGUACGUGAAUUAUGAGUCAUUUAAAGAGCCAAACGCAUACGACCACGCACCUACACCACUCACCAUCGAUCAGCUGGUCGGAUGCUUUGAAACACUGUUUGGCCUGCUGGUGGUCGCUACCGUUCUGCUAAUGUUUGAGCUCUUAUCACACUGGAUCGCACCACUCCGUACGCUGCUCACCGUUCUGCAGACGGAGUAG